UGUUUUUCCUACAAAGAACAGCUCACCCCCUAAUAAACUUCAUGGCAACAUCCCGAGUACCGACACUAUUUACGAAGCCUUGGAGAUAUCACCGUCGUCUCCUACCAUUCCGCCCAGUACUUCAAUUUUGUCCCCUCAUGACUUCUGCUUCGGCUGCUCAGCGGGUGGAUUCAUCCACGGAUCCCAGUGUAGACCUGCACGGGGUAAAGGCAGCCCUUGCGAAGGCUUUCCUUCACCUAUAUUUCAAGAGCGUGCGUUGGGCUAGUGUCUUUAGUUCUGUCGCUCGGGGAACGGCACAUGAACGGAGUGAUGUCGAUCUUCUUGUCAUCGUGUCACCCCGCAACCGGUCCGACCCGCCUCCGCCGCCGGAUACGCAACUCCUCGAAGAUGCCCUGCCGCAAGCUCUGGGCAAACCUGUAGACGUGGUUUAUAUUGAAGAAGGACAGGCGGCGCUGCGUGGAUACAUCCAACUAGAGGCAUUGCUGACCAGCAAGACGGUGUACAUUCGAGACCAUGGAGUUCGGCCUGAGGUGGUUCGCCUUCGGAAACUUUGCGAAGAUUGUCUCCAACAAGGGCAUUCGCGGUUCACUACUGUUUUCGAUCAAAUCCAACGAGUUCGUGAUGAAUUUUAUGGCGUGUCCAAAGAGGCCUUCCUAGGGUUGCCAGAGCCGCAGAAAACUGCCGCUCUAGCACAACUGGAAUCUCUUCUCGAGCUUCUAGACAUUCAGCCCCCAUCCGACCCCAUGCAUGAAGGGUUCUGGUUCAUUGUGGUUGAGGAUGCGGAAAAGAUUCGCACCCGGCUCACCAAAUUAUAUCCGAGAAAUUUGACACGCGAGCAACAAGUAGGGAGUGUUUUGGAUAGCGCCGUGGCCGGGGCUGUCUGGGAAAUCAUAGACUCUUCUGGGGAGGGCGGCCUCGAAAAACUGCAGAAGAGGAUUAAGAAGUUUGUGCUCCCAGCCCUGACUGAAACCCAGGAAUUAGUUGGUCGAGCGGAGGACAUUUUCACUAUCCAUUGAUGGUAGACGAGAUGUUAUUUGCUUCUGUUAUUCUCUUGACGUUCCUUGGGUCAGCUUAGUGCUGUAGACGUUAAGUGUCACGCUUGGAUUAGUAUCAAUCGAGAAGAUGAUAUUCACG
Chaetomium fimeti is the source of this 1134-nucleotide messenger RNA. RefSeq lists its product as uncharacterized. The transcript is spliced from 2 exons. The record is from RefSeq and is a predicted model, not a curated record. Bases 42 to 1016 code for a protein of 324 amino acids. NCBI's taxonomy places the organism in Eukaryota, Fungi, Ascomycota, Sordariomycetes, Sordariales, Chaetomiaceae.